UAAAGACCUCAUGACACGUGGAAAAUAAAGUAAUAUACAUACACACAUUGAAAGUACACAUACAAAAUAGUCACUUGAAGUUGGUUUUAAUCAUUAUGAUAGAGAAAUUGAGUUUGUACGGCCUUUUAAAAGUGCGAUUUUUGCGAUCUGCUACCGACCUUCCUAUUAGUCAGUCACAUGACCUAUGACGUACACUCCGGAACGGCUCCUUGGUCAAGACACUAUCCCACCUGUCACUCACGACUAUCCUGACACCUGUCAACAACAUGGAUUCUGACAACUCCGAUUCAUCCUCGGAUCCUGACACAUUUUUCGAAGUGGCAGAGUCCGACCCAAUGCUGGAGGACAAUGUGAGGGGCGUUAUGCCCUAUAGAUACGAGCCAUACUUGGAUGAGUUGGAGCCACAGGGUUCUACGGAAAGUUCGGAUGGCGAGGCAGAAGGCGCUGUUGGUGGUGCUGCUGUGGCAGACGGUCGGAUGCCUAUGGAUUUUGGCAGACUACAGCACGUGGAAUGGUGUUCUUGUGGGAGAUGUGAGCCAAUGCCACUGGUAGUGGAGUCGGUGUGCUGCCGCGAACAGUCAAGAGUGUGCGAGAGGAGAGAGGAGGAGGGAGCAGACACCCGCUGCAUCACAGAACAUUCUGGCUUUGAGCCAGUUUGUCUGAAUCUGCAUGUUCUGCGCACCGCACAUUUCCACUAUCGGCAAGAAUACGGGGAUGUAGAGGGAAACGAGUGGAAGAGGUACACUGGAUACAGACAGUUUGUGCGAUGGUGCUACGAGUACCUGGGAAGACAUGUCAGGGUCCCCAUACCUUCCUGUGUGGUGUGGUGUAUCCGGAGAACUUUUCCCUCCAUUGAUUACAGGGGGUUCCAGGACACCAACAGCCCGUGAUGAUACAUGUAUGCUGUUAACUUGUUAAUUUUGUUUUUUUAGUUUAAAUACAUGAGUUUGUAAAUACAUGAAAAUGAAUGUCAAUACAUGAUACCUCUGGCUUCACAUGAAUGUGUCUUCAUUUUUACAACUUACAACAGCUUACAACAAAUAGGCCUAGCAAAUCAAUUUACACCUUCACCAUGGAAGGGUAGCUGAUAUUUUUGAUCAUACGGUGUCUAAGAUGUGCUGUACUUCAGGGACAAUGCAAUACAAGCCCACAUGGAUAAGGGGGAAAACUGUAGCAACACAGACAUACUACACACCCUGUAAUGACACUUUUCAGAACACCAAGGUGAGGAUGGAGCAGGAGGUUCCCAACACAGUAAAUCAAAGCACUCACGGCAAAGAUGAAAUUAAGUUUGUGUUUAUUCCAUUCAGUCCGGUUCUCAUGUGUACAUUUAGGUGUUAUUUGUAAUGCUAAAGCGGGUCAUAUGUGCAUUGACUGCUGCCCUCUUAUCCGGCUUUUCGAAUGAUGCAUUGAGUGGCUCUGUAACAGGGGACGGGUCUGGGAUGUCAAAGUCAUCACCGUUGUAGUCCUCACCUCGACACAUGGCCUCCACCAUCCGCAUCAGCUCUUCAGCAUAGCC
Molecule: messenger RNA, 1519 nt
Organism: Eleginops maclovinus (Patagonian blennie)
Lineage: Eukaryota; Metazoa; Chordata; Actinopteri; Perciformes; Eleginopidae
Exons: 3
Coding region: 267-890 (207 amino acids)
Source: RefSeq, a predicted model, not a curated record